Molecule: messenger RNA, 3630 nt
Organism: Engraulis encrasicolus (European anchovy)
Lineage: Eukaryota; Metazoa; Chordata; Actinopteri; Clupeiformes; Engraulidae
Gene: nab2
Product: NGFI-A binding protein 2 (EGR1 binding protein 2)
Exons: 8
Coding region: 82-1683 (533 amino acids)
Biological process (GO): negative regulation of DNA-templated transcription
Cellular component (GO): nucleus
Molecular function (GO): transcription factor binding; transcription coregulator activity
Source: RefSeq, a predicted model, not a curated record
UCGCCCCUUCUGGGGACAAUAAAGUUGAAAAGUUGAAGUUGAAAGUUGAAGUUGAUAUUGUGUUUGUGUGUCAGUGUGGUCAUGUCUGCUCCGAGGACCCUGGGGGAGCUGCAGCUUUACCGCGUGCUGCAGAGAGCCAACCUGCUGGCCUACUACGAUACCUUCAUACAACAGGGCGGCGACGACGUGCAGCAGCUGUGCGAGGCCGGCGAGGACGAGUUCCUGGAGAUCAUGGCCCUGGUCGGCAUGGCGACCAAGCCCCUGCACGUGCGGCGUCUCCAGAAGGCCCUGCGCGACUGGGCGGCCAACCCCGCGCUUUUUAACCAGCCUAUCACGUCGUCCGGCCCGCAGUCUCACGGUGGCGGUGGCGGGACAGGAGGUGGUGCAGGUGGGGGCGGUGGAGGUGGAGGUGGGGGGAUCCCACUCUUCAAGAUUGACAGCUCGGCCGCUGGGGGCGCGGCGGGCGGCAGGAAGUCCAUCAGCAACGGGCAGCCGGGGUCGCCGGGCGAGCGCGAGGACAGAGGGGCGUGUCUGACCCCGCUCAGGGACACAGGAAGUCCCAGAAGCCCUUGCUCUCAGGCCUCCCCGUCCCCGUUGCCGCCAGACACUCUGUACAGGGACAAGCUCUCCCCCAUGGACCCCCACUGGCUCAGCCCCGAGGCCGAGGCGGACGACGAGCAGCUCAGCCCCCCCCUGCCGCCCCUCACCCCUCACCCUCCACGCUCCAGCUCCGCGGGGGGGCCCCCGACACCCCCGGCCCCUUCCUCCUCCUCCUCCUCCUCCUGCUCCGCCUCCUCCUCGUCCCCGUGGCCGGGCGGCGUGCUGGAUGCAGAGACGGCGCGCGCUGUAGGAGAGAGCGUGGACCGGUUGCUGAGGACGCUGCCCCGCGCCGACCCUGGAGAGGUGAAGACUCUGCUGAGGCUGAAUAAGAAGAUGGCCAAGACGGUGGGCCACGUGUUCCGGCCGGAGCUGUCGGAGCACAGCAAGGAGGAGGAGAUCCGCAAGUACAGCCUCAUAUACGGACGCUUCGACUCCAAGAGGAGGGAGGGCAAGCAGCUCACACACCACGAGAUGAUCAUCAAUGAGGCAGCUGCUCAGUUCUGUAUCCGUGACAAUGCCCUGUUGCUACGGCGCGUGGAACUCUUCUCACUGGCACGACAGGUGGCCAGAGAAUGUGCCUACACUACCUCGCUCAAGCACUCCAGGACGAGCUCAGAUGACGGGGCUGUGCCUCUGCUGAAGAGGAGCAGGCAGGAGGUGGAGUCAGACAUUUCUCUCAGGGGCUUGGAGGGGUCAGAGGUCAUCUCCCGCGCUGCCUUGAGGUCUGCUACGGAUGAAGACAGCCUAUCGGGCGAGAGCAUGGACAGCCUGAGCCAAGAUGUCGGCCGUCCGUCUCACCCCUCCACCUCCCCCCGCCCACCCAUCGACACCCCCCCAUCCGCCACCUGGAGCCGCCAGCUCAUUCAGCAAACGCUCAUGGAUGAGGGCCUGCGAUUGGCUAGGAUGAUGUCACAUGACCCCACGGGCAAGGGCAGCCUAGGGACAGAGAGGAAGCACUCCACAGAGCUGGAGGGCAAGGCAGCUGAGAGGAAGACCUGCGCUGCCCCCUACAGGUGUGGCAGCCCCAGCAGCACCAGAGAAGAGCCGGAGCAGGAACCGGAACCGGAGCGCAACGGCAAGUGAGGCAGGAGUGCGUAGACACACAUACGGCAGAUGUACUGUACGUGCGCACCAGGGGUGGAACUUCAGUUUUUUCCCCACCAGUCACGGUGGCAGGUAGAUUUCAAAAUCUACCAGUCACUCACUGUUUUUACCAGUCAAAGUGACUGAUGGGUUGAAAAAAGUACCAGUCACCACUGAAAUGUAUCCGUCAUUGGCAGGUCGACGGGGUGCUUAUUUCCAUCCCUGGUACGCACCUACUGUAUGUCUGUAUACAUAUCUAUGGAGGGGGGCAGGAGGUGAGGUACAGGAUGCAUUACCCCUCUUGCUCCAUCAGACCAGCAGUUCACCAUCACAUCACUUCAGCCUCAUGCCUGCGCCCAUGUCCAGGCCUCCGCCAGCUCCAAUCCCCAACACACAGCCCACUUCACUCUACCCCAGGACUGGUCUGGGGGAGAAACAGGGCCCGGGCACUUUUGGGUUAAGGGGGCCCCCCUCAUAAUUAGCGGCGCAUAACUAAAUCACCGGUGGGCCCUGCACCCUCGUUGGCCCCUUUUUUCAGAAAUUUAAUUUUUGUAUUUAAACAUUUCUGAAAAUAGGGGCCCACAAGGUUGCAGGGCCCCCCGGGAAAUGCCCGGUAUGCCAGAUGGCCAGUCCAGCCCUGCUCUACCCCACCUACAGACUUACUGUACUGCCACUCACACACUCCCCCCAUUCCCUCCACUCUCCCAUUCCCUCCUCUCAGGGUCCAACAUUUCUGUUCUCAAAAGUCUGGACAGGAGCCACCUCUCUUAACCAGCACCACUCGUCUGCUUUCAGCAACCAAGGACAACCGCUCUGUAACGAGAUGGCGCUCACAAAUGAAGGAUGGACUGUUGUGUAAACAUAUCCUUGACUGAAUAUAGCAUGUGUUUCUGUCUCCCCAAGAUAUCAUCCAAAUAAAAUCUAAAAUCAUUAAAAUAACACUAACCGGAGACAGGGGGGACAUGCAACUAUUGGAGUCCAUCUUCAGUGUCUUCGGCGCUUGCUGUCCGAGACUUAUUACAACACAGAAUCAAAGACUGGUUUGUUACAUUCUCUAUUACUGCAAGAAGUGAAACUUUGCGUAGUUGAAGUCUUUCUCGCUCUUCAGGUCCUCAAUGCAUUCUAGUAUUUCCUGUGUGUGUGUGCGCUGUAUAUCUAAUUUGCCCCUCUGCAAUGCUACAGUGUUCAAUGGUCCUGCACAUGAGUGUGUACUUCAGUGUUUUUCCUCUUUUCUCUGUCUAACCCCUUACUGUGCUAUUUGCCAUGGCAGCUAAUUGUAGAGCAGGUCUCUUAGGAACCAACGCUAUUUUGAGGUCCAGUCAUUCCUAUUGUUAGAUAUCCUUUGCUGUUUACCCAAGUAAAGACAUUAAGGUCCACUUUUUUUGUUCGAACUCACUGCAUUUCCCGCACACAUGAGGAUACACUUGGUGCAAGAUUUCCCCUCUUCUUUGGUCUAAGUACAGUAAGUGUGGAUACUGAUUGGGUUUCGUCUGGUCCUAUUACAGUGUUAACCUGGUUCUCACGUAGCUCACGAAGUUUAACGAAGAUGCACGAAGCACGAAGGGUCUGCGUGAGAGCCAGGCUAUUACAGUGUGGCCAUUGAUUCACUUUUUCUACAUCGGCAUCAUUCAUACCAUAACAAGGUAGAUGUGUAAAGACAGAAACGUGUAACACAGAUAUAAUUCCAAAUGCUGAGAGAAAAAACUCAAAUUUUUUAACCAAUGAUUUGCUAAUUGAUUUUAGGCCCAUUUCAAAUUUGUCAAACCAAGCCUAACCCUUUUACUGCAUGUUAUUUCAUUGGUUGAAGGAACCUGAGUUUUAAAUGCAAAUGUAAAACAGAGAUUUGAGUACUUUGUGUUUGCAUUUUAGCCAUUGAUGUGCUCGAACGGAAGAAUGCUCCUCUACCCAACCCUGCCAGCAUCUGUGCUUCACGUGUGUCCUGUAAAA